Messenger RNA from Cervus elaphus (red deer), 2255 nucleotides. Its product is annotated as collagen alpha-1(I) chain-like. The transcript has 10 exons. Bases 1 to 1128 code for a protein of 375 amino acids. The record is from RefSeq and is a predicted model, not a curated record. NCBI's taxonomy places the organism in Eukaryota, Metazoa, Chordata, Mammalia, Artiodactyla, Cervidae.
AUGCGCUCCGCAGGCUUGCUUCUCGCCGCGGUGGCUUCUGUUGUCGUGGAGGUCGGGCUCUCGGGCAUGUGGGCUUUAGGACAGUCAGCGGGCACACACCACGCAGCCCUGCUGGGCUUCGGCGGGCCCGUCUCCACCGCCGCCGCCUCCGAGGAAGGCCCGGACAUGAGCAGUCUCGGGGCUCGCUCCCCACCGCAGCCUCUGAGGACGGCCCGCGGGGUGCGGACCGCUCCCGACAGAGCUGCAGCCCCGCUGGGCGGCAGAGCGGGCCGCGCGGCCGUGGAGACACCCUGCGUGCUCCGCGCGUCUCGGCUGCAGGCGGCGCUGAGACUCGGGACCCACGAGCACAGACGGGAAGGGGCUGGGCCUGCCGGUUCCCUCAGCAACGGGGCCUGGCCCGGCUACCCGCGCAGGCCCGGCCGGGAAGGGAGAGAGCGGCGGCCUCUCCGGGCCUGUCCUCCUUCGCGGCGGUGGGCGCCCCGGGCGCCUGCUUCCAGUGGGCGGCGCGGCGCCUCGGGCCCUCCCCGGACGGAGGAGGCCGCAGCCGGACUGGUGGUUUUCGCGCUGAAAUGCGGGUGCAGCCGGCCGGCAGGGGGAGGAGGCGUCAGGAGCCUGGGGGAGCCUAGACCAGCCAGCAACUUCUUAUACCUGCCAGCACCUCGAUCCCCAGCCCACAAAGCCCUUCACUUCCAACUCCUGCAGAGUCCUCUUUUCAAAGGAAGAUGCCCACAAGCAGGAAAGCACCAGGGUGACCGUCUCCCUGCAGGGCAACGAGCGUCGGCAUCCGGGGCUGGAGAGGAAAGGGAGCGCGGCGACAAAGGAGAGAGGCCGGCAUCUCGGUGUUCUUCCCAGGCGCCCCGGGGAGUAUCUUUGAUUCGAUCUUGGCUUCAUGACCUUGAUCAAGACCCACUCGCCAGAUGCUCUCAGGCUCAGAUCCCUUCAAGAGCUGGCAGCAAAGUGAGGCCGAAACGGAGGGCACGUGUUGGAAAGAGGUGGUCUGGCUGGCCUGCUUCCGGGGAGGGCUCACCUGGCCUUCCCCAACAAGCAUACUUCAUCUUCCCGGUGGGAAUGCCGCUGCGGGCCCUGAAACCAGGCUACUUCCCGGGACCACAACAAGCCCGUCGAUGACCAUUCACGGAUGUGUGCAGACUGGUGGUGCGCUGAUCUCCCCGACGUACGUGUUCUCAGCUGAGGAGAAAUGAGACAGUGCCCUGCCUUCUUGCUUCAGCUCUCCUGCAGACGUGACCUCUGAAGGCAGGGGAAGACAGUGCAGGGUGAGCUCUGCCUCUGGGGCCCGCCGGGCGGGUCUGGAUCCCGACACUGGCCCGUUAGCUGGGGGGCCUCAGCCAAGUCACUUAAUACUUCUGAACCUCAUUUUUUUAAUACAGCAAAACAAAUCUACCAGGAUAAAUUGUUUUUAGGAGUUAAGGUUAUAGUCUAUUUGAGAUAUGUAUAUGUGUAAAACACACACACUCCCCCUAGGAGCAGUCGCUCUGUAUUCGCUAAUUUAGUAUUCAUAGCAACACUGUAGAAUAUUACUACUGUGAAUAACAAUAUAAUUUAUAUAUGACUUGUUAAACCAAUCUGCAUUCCUGGGAUAAACCUCACUUGCUCAUGGUGUGUGGCCCUUUUUAUACGUUGCUAGACUUAGUUUGCUAGUCUUUUGAUGAUUUUGUGUCUAUAGUCAUAAUAGCUAUUGCUCCACAGUUUUCCUGUGAUGUUUCUGGUUUUGUAUUACAGUAUGCUUUUGAACUGUUAUGUUGGAGAAGACUCUUGAGAGUCCCUUGGACAGCAAGGAGAUCAAACCAGUGAAUCCUAAAGGAAAUAAACUUCUAACAUUCUUUGGAAGGACUCAUGUUGAAGCUGAAGCUCCAAUAUGCUGGCCACCUGAUGCAAACAGCCAACUCAUUGGAAAGGAUCCUGAUGAUGGGAAAGAUUGAAGGCAGGAGGAGAAGGGGAUGACAGAGGACAAGAUUGUUGGAUGGCAUCACCGACUCAAUGGACAUGAGUUUGAACAAACUCCGGGAGAUGGUGAAGGACAGGGAAGCCCGGUGUGCUGCUGUCCAUGGGGUCGCAAAGAGUCUUCCCUCCUCUUCUACUUUUGGAAGUUUACAAAGGAUUGGUGCUCCUUCUUUAAAUGUCUGUAGAAUAUAGCAGUGAAGACAUCUAGGCCUGCAAUUUUCUUUGGGGAUGUCUUAAAAUUACUAAUUCAACCUUUUAUGUUUACUGCCAGCUGCUUUUUAAACUUCCUUUUU